GUUGUUGAGUAGCUUAUUAUGUUCAACUCGAAAGCAAUUGAAUUGAAGUUGCGUGUAAACCCUCAAUGGGGCACGAGUAACUUCGUCAUGGCCAAUGCAAGAUUCCGUUUUUCUUUUAAUCAAUGGGCAUAACUAUGUGUAGUGAUGGAUUUGCUUUCACCUGCUUGUGGAAAAAUGAUGGGUUUGUGUUAUACAAGACAAAUCCAAAAAAUCUGCUUAUUUUGGUUUUUGUAAUGUCGAUAAUAGUAUUGGUGGUGAGUUCAUUCAAGAAAACUAACAUUUCUAGCUUCGGAAAUCUUUGUUUGAUAGUGUUGAGGUGAAGCCAAUUGUUAAAUUCAACCCAAAAGCAAUUGAAUUGAAGCACUUAGACAUUUUAGCUCGCGUGUACUCGCAAGGGCAUGUGUAAAUUGGUCAUGGCUAAUGCAAGAUUCCAUUUUUUCUUAUUAUCAAUGGGCGGCGUAAUAAUGCGUAUUGAUGGAUAUGCUUGCUCCUGCUUGUGAAAAGAUGAUGGGUUUAUAUUAAAUAAGAUAAAGACACAUUUGAGAUAUGAUUGAGCUUACAUAUUUGUUAGCAAGAUUAAUCUUUAUUAUUUAUCAAAAUAUUUUUUUUUUCCAUGAUGAUCAUGUUCUGUGACUGUCUCGAGUAUCCCAACACAUUAUGUAGCUCUCGUUAUCUGAGAAAAAUUCUCUGUCCCGUAUGCUUUUGUUGUUAUCCCAGUACUGGGUAAGUCAGGGGAACAAAUGGUGUGACACAUGCAAGAUUUUCAUAUCGAAUAAUCUGGCCAGCAUUAGGAAUCAUGAGUUCGGUCAACGGCACAAGGAUAAUGUUUCCAAGAGGCUUAAUGACAUGCGGGAAGAGAAAGCCGCGAAAGAUAAGGCAGAAAAGCAAGCGGCUCGUGUCCUCGAACAAAUUGAAGCUAAAGCAAAGCGCAGUUAUCAGAAAGAUUUGGAGAGUUUUAAGGAGGCAAGAGAGACUAAUGCGCAGGCACUUAUUACUGAAGAUAAAAAUCAAGGAACUUCUGAUGGUUCAGCUAUGCCUGGAGAUUGGGAAGUCGAGAGCUCAUCUGGCUACUACUAUAACCGAAAAACGAGCUGUUACUAUGAUCCUAACUCUGGCUUCUACUAUACAGAAGCUCUAGGUAAAUGGGUGACUCAAGAAGAGGCCUUUGCUUCCUUUCAAGCUUCCCCAGGGCCCACUCAGCAAAAACCUAAUUCGGAAAACAAUAAAACUGCCUCGACUUCCGAAAGUGGGGCCCCACCUGGACGUGUGGUGUCGACACCGCCUAACCCAAUGAGGUCCGUGAAAGGGGCUCAAUCGUCCAUCGCUGUUAAGAGAAAACGAGCAGACGAGAAAACCAAACCCAUGUCCAAAGAGGAGGCGGAAGCUCGUAAGGCGAGGGAGGCCGCCAGAAAACGAGUCGAGGAGAGAGAAAAACCGCUGCUUGGUCUUUACAAGCGCUGACGAUAUUCGUGGUUUUUUUUUUCUUUUUUUUUCUCAGUGUUUGAAGAGAGAGGUCGUGUUUCGACAAACGGACAAAAAAUGAAAUGGAAAGUGGUAAGGCUUGUUUGUUAUGGUUGUAAUUGAAGUGUUCGUCUGGACUCUCGUGUAUUUCCGAAUAUGACACGUUUAUGAAUUAAGGAGUCGAACUCGGUUUGUAAACGAUUCUUACACUGUUGACAAAGAGCUUCCAACGUAAACACGACAACGUUCAGGUUUUUUGUUCACGAACCGACUUUUGAAAUCUGCAAAGUACUGAGAAGGAGCUUCUAGCGUAAACACGACGAAAUGUAGGUUUUUUGUUCACGAACCUACUUUUGAAAUCAGAGGAGG
Striga asiatica is the source of this 1830-nucleotide messenger RNA. NCBI's taxonomy places the organism in Eukaryota, Viridiplantae, Streptophyta, Magnoliopsida, Lamiales, Orobanchaceae. The record is from the annotation of a GenBank genome assembly.